Molecule: messenger RNA, 559 nt
Organism: Jaminaea rosea
Lineage: Eukaryota; Fungi; Basidiomycota; Exobasidiomycetes; Microstromatales
Exons: 2
Coding region: 85-432 (115 amino acids)
Biological process (GO): vacuolar proton-transporting V-type ATPase complex assembly
Cellular component (GO): endoplasmic reticulum membrane
Source: RefSeq, a predicted model, not a curated record
CACUUCCUUCCUCUCCGCUUCUCGCUCCCCAUCUAAUCCCACCAACUCCCUUUCCUCUAAGUGAUAUUCAGCCGCCCUACCAGCAUGGCCACCCAACCCGCCUCAACAGCCGCAGCGCUCGGCUCAUCAGGCUCUUCCCCCUCCUCCUCCCCUCCCUCCUUCAUCAACUCGCUAAUCGACUCCCUCUUCCAACCAGGACUCAACAGCCCAGCCCGAGUGGUGAUGCAUCGCGCAUUUGCUGCUCUGAUCCUCGUGCUCCUCUCUCUGCUCAUAGUCACUCAGAAUGGGCACGUCCUCGCACUACUGGCUAUCGCGCUGGGCCUUUGGGGGAGCGUGGCUUGGUUCUUGGCUGAGCUGGCUAAGAUGCCUCCUUCGGUGAGGGAGCCACAGAAGAUGCCUGCUGUGCCUAUCGAGGAUAAGAAGGACGAGUAAGCGCGAGAGGAAGAGAGCAGAAGGAGGCAUCGUCCGCCGUGCGGUGACGAGGCGAAGGGGACCUUGGCCUCGCUGGUCCAUUGACAGUCAAAUGCUAUACCCAAGUUGCAUCGCAACGCCACGUCCC